Messenger RNA from Fomitopsis serialis, 1061 nucleotides. RefSeq lists its product as uncharacterized. The transcript has 4 exons. The coding region runs from base 47 to 958 and encodes 303 amino acids. The record is from RefSeq and is a predicted model, not a curated record. Gene Ontology annotation, biological process: AMP biosynthetic process; ATP biosynthetic process. Gene Ontology annotation, molecular function: bis(5'-nucleosyl)-tetraphosphatase (asymmetrical) activity. Lineage: Eukaryota; Fungi; Basidiomycota; Agaricomycetes; Polyporales; Fomitopsidaceae.
CUAGUGGCAAUCAUCCCGAACUUGGAACUGCAGGAGCCUCCUUGACAUGAUGGAUACCAUAUAUUCCGCACUUCGGAUCCGUGGGCGUUCUCAACCGUCUACUUCAACUCCCUCUUCGACCGCCAGACAGCCACGGGAGUCGUUGCGCUCCGCAGGACCGUCCUCCUCCCACCAAGCCUCUGCGACCCGACGCCACACCGCCUCCAGCUCGUCCGCUCAUCCCACUAGCAAUGCUUUUGCAGCCCGACCCGCCCAACGAAAGCGCGAAUCUGUCCCGCGCAGACCACCCGACGGAGGCAUCGCGCUCUCCGAGCACUCCACGCCCACGGUGCGCAACAGCUACUGGUUCUGCUCCGACUUCAUGACCGGCGCGGGCAUGGUCGUCCUUCAGCCCGCGACGGGCAAGGUCCUCUUGCUGUACGAUCCCCGAGGCAACGGCUGGUUCCUCCCGAAGGGCCGCAAAGACGUGGGCGAGAGCCUCGAGCAGACGGCGCUCAGAGAGGCGUACGAGGAGUCUGGCUACCAAGUCGAUUUUCUGCCACUGUACCUACCAACGAACGCGCCCAUUCCCCCGGCUGAGCGUGUGCACGGCACUCUCCCAUCUACGGAGCCAUUCUAUAUCUCGACUCACGCAUGGGGGCCCCGGAAUCGACAACUCCCCGAGGGCCAGGUCUGGGCCGGGGACCGUGGCGGGGAAUACCUCACAUUCUGGUACAUCGGGCAGAUAUCUGCGGAUGCUGUGCAUCAGGCGGACACGGGCAUGCCGGACGAGAAGGAGUACCAGAGCCACCUGCUCGAGGUCGACGACGCAUCUGAGAGGCUGUGCCAGUGUGGGCUGGACCAAUAUGCGGUGAUGUUGCGCAUGGCGUAUAAACUGUGGUUGCAGACGAAGGCACACAUGGAGCAGAUGGCUGCUGCUGCUGCUGAGCAACAAGAGACGAGAACGGAGGUCGAGUAAUCGCGUAUGGUUCGGGGCAUCUACAAAAAAGGAUCGCAUGAACAUCCAGUAUACCUCGUUGUCACAGGAAGGUGUUAAGCUCGGGAGUGUCGUGCUCUCGGGC